AUGCUGUUCAUGCAAUUUUGUGGAAUAAAUGCAGUAGUUUUCUACAGUUCAUCAAUAUUUGAAGAAGGCGGUCUUAUAAGUGCCGAUACCGCAGGCAUAAUAAUAGCAGUUGUGCAGGUUAUCUUCGUCUUGGUAUCAAUAGUAAUAGUAGAUAAAUUAGGCAGAAGAAUACUGCUGAUAAUAUCCGCUGUUUCAAUGGCUUUGAGUUGCUUAGGCAUGGGAACUUAUACCAUAUUUUCUAAAAAUCCAGAUAAUCAUGAUAUGAUAUUAAAACUUUCUUGGGUACCCUUAGUAACUCUAUGCGUUUAUAUGGCUGCAUUUUCUACAGGAUUUGGUCCUAUACCUUGGAUGAUGAUUGGAGAGCUAUUUCCAUCAGCAAUAAAAGGAAUUGCAGGUGCCAUAUCGACAACAUUUUGCUGGAUAGUAGCAUUUUUUGUCACACAAUCGUUCGGAAUGAUAUCUGAUCAAUUAGGAAAAGAUUGGCCUUUCUGGAUCUAUGGUACUGCAUGUGUAAUAGCAGCGAUAUUCGUGUAUUUUUGUGUGCCUGAAACGAAGGCUAAGACUUUAAGUCAGAUUCAGCUAAUGCUCGGCAGAAGCAAUAACUAA
Ctenocephalides felis (cat flea) is the source of this 606-nucleotide messenger RNA. Its product is annotated as facilitated trehalose transporter Tret1-like. Gene Ontology annotation, cellular component: membrane. Lineage: Eukaryota; Metazoa; Arthropoda; Insecta; Siphonaptera; Pulicidae. Gene Ontology annotation, molecular function: transmembrane transporter activity. Bases 1 to 606 code for a protein of 201 amino acids. The transcript has a single exon. Gene Ontology annotation, biological process: transmembrane transport. The record is from RefSeq and is a predicted model, not a curated record.